CGAUAACUUUUCAAAAGACUAUAAAAUUUGUUAUUUUUUUCAUUUGUUUUGAUGUGAAUAAUGACAGAUUCUCAACGAUCGCAGCAAUUACUUUUUGCAAAUUCAAUAGUUUCAUCGAUUAUCAAUGUGUCGGUAGAUUAUUCCGAAUCAAUUGAUAAGAAAUUUCAAACAAUUUUCACUCUAGUCAAUUAUAAUUAUUUGGUUAACGAUUCAAUCAAUGAUAUUAUUUUAUUAGAUGAAAAGCUAUGGAUCAUUUAUCAAGUUAAAAAUUGUUUGAUUGAUAGACCAAUCGGAUGGAUUGAAGGAGCAAUUAAAAUAGAACCAUUGAACGAUGAUGAUAAUAUUGAAAAGAAUCGUUCGAAUUCUUUGAUUAUAUUACGACUAAAUCCACAAAAUGGACAACAAAUGAGUGAUUUUAGACGAAUGAGAACAAAUGCUAACAAAGUUUUUCAGUUUAGUGUGGAUUCUUACCAUCAAAAUGAGAAUGGACAAAAAUUGAUCAUAAAUAGUAUGUUGAAUCCAAACAAAAAUUUUAUUUUGGAUACAGAUGGAAAAAUGUUUGUACAUUUGAAGACAUUUAAGAUUAUUGAAAAUGAUGAUAAUGCUCUAACCAUAAAUAAACCGGUAACAAUCGAAAUUCAAACAGGAUGUAUCGAUUUAUUUUUUUCUCCUGAUGAUUCAUUUUAUAUUUGUCGGCCAUUAUCUGAUCAAGAAUUACGAUUCAAGAUAAUUUCCACUAAUUAUCAGAUAGAUUAUGUAAAUAAUAACAAAGAAGAGCCUUAUGAUCGUAACGAAAGUCAUGUGUUGUCUAUAGAAAAGAAGAUAAGUUCGAAGCCUUGCAUUUCUUUACCCGAAAGGAUAAAACGAAAAAACCUCAUUCAAUUGGCCGAAAUUAAACGAACGUUGUUAUCAUCAUCAUCACCAUCAUCAUCAUCAUUUAUGGCAAAUUUACAAUCUAAAACAACAAACAAUGAAUUUAACGAUAAUAAAGAAAAUGAAGUUAUAAAAAGUGAAUCCAAGUCAUUCGAAACGGUGAAAGAUUUUUCAGUUUCGAAUAAUGAAACUGAAAAAUCUUUAAACUGUGAUGUUCAACAACAACCAUCUGAUCAAAAAAUGGAGACAAUGAUCCAAACAAAAAAAUCACCUGAAAUUCGUCCCGAAGAUAAAGAAGAACAGCAACCAAAAACUGAAAUUUUGGAUUCUACUAAACCUCAGUCACAAAUAACAAAAGUUUUUUCUAAUUUUGAAAAGACAAAAGUAAAAUCUCUUGAUGAAAUUGGAAAAAUUAUGAAAUUAGAUUCAGUUUUGAUUGUUAACAAAAUCAAUCUCAACAAAUUGGCCGCUUCUCCUGUUGUAAUUUCACCAGAACCAUCCACUAUUACAGAUCAAAGUUUACGAUCUUUAUCAAAGUCCGCUACCGAACCAAGAAAAACAUUAACAUCAAUAAAAGAUAGAAAAAUAUUGCGAAAAGCAGCUUUGCAUGACAUUCAAAAAACUGUACGAUAUCUGGAAUAUGUGAAUGCUUUUGUAGCAAAUAAUGAAGAUAAUUUCAAAGAUGAAGCAAUCAAAUGUAAAUUCGAUAGUUAUCGAGAUCGAUUAGCUCGACAACUAAUGCAUACUAUUGAUCGCAUUGAUGAGUAUGUUCGACCAUUGAUUGUGGGUGAUGACGACAACAGCAUCGAGAGUGAAUCGACCACUUUCACUAAACAAAAUGAUCAGUAUUUUUUCUACAAUAUCAUCAAAAGAAUGAUGAAAUUAAUGGCAUCUAUGGAGCAUAAAAUGUUUCGAAUAAUUUCUAAAGAGAUCAUGGAUUGUUUGGCGGAAAUUAGCAACAAAUAUUUCAAUUGAAAUUCACAUUCAACUGAUGUAUAUUAUCAAAUAAUAAAUGUUACAUUUUUAUUUUUUUU
This is a messenger RNA of Dermatophagoides pteronyssinus (European house dust mite), 1907 nucleotides long. RefSeq lists its product as uncharacterized. The record is from RefSeq and is a predicted model, not a curated record. NCBI's taxonomy places the organism in Eukaryota, Metazoa, Arthropoda, Arachnida, Sarcoptiformes, Pyroglyphidae.